This is a messenger RNA of Aethina tumida (small hive beetle), 3546 nucleotides long. Its product is annotated as palmitoyltransferase Hip14. Gene Ontology annotation, cellular component: Golgi membrane. The record is from RefSeq and is a predicted model, not a curated record. Gene Ontology annotation, molecular function: palmitoyltransferase activity; protein binding. Lineage: Eukaryota; Metazoa; Arthropoda; Insecta; Coleoptera; Nitidulidae. Gene Ontology annotation, biological process: protein palmitoylation. The coding region runs from base 120 to 1994 and encodes 624 amino acids. The transcript is spliced from 7 exons.
UGGCCAGAAUGAAAACAAACAUAGGCCGCGCACGCGCAAUUUGUGCGUGAAAAGCCAUUCGAAUGUCAUCUGUCACCGUUCUGUCAAAGACAAAAACAGCCCCAAUUUUUGGGUAAAAAAUGUAUCAAAACGCUUGCGGGGCUGCGGCGGCAAGCGCGGGCGGUUGCGUGGAGACGGACCGAGACUGCCAUGGUCUGAUCAACCAGGAGCCCAGCGUGCCCACCAUCGAACACGACUAUAGCGGCUUCGACAUCGUCAAAGCCACACAGUACGGAGCAUAUGGGAGAGUGAAGGAAUUGGUGGAGGCGGGCUACAACGUGAACCAAAGAGACAGUGAAACUGUAACACUGCUUCACUGGGCGGCAAUAAACAACCGGAAGGCGAUCAUCAAAUUCUUCAUAGAAAAAGGGGCGGAGGUCGAUGCGGUUGGGGGCGAACUGAACGCGACUCCCCUGCACUGGGCGACUAGACAGGGCCACUUGGACGCGGCGGUGAUUUUAAUGAAUGCGGGCGCCGACCCGACCCUCCGGGACGCAGAGGGCUGUUCCUGCAUUCACCUUGCGGCUCAGUUCGGUCACACGGCGUUGGUCGCGUAUUUCGUGGCGCGGGGCGUCAGCCCCGACUUAGUGGACAGGACUGGCAUGACGCCUUUAAUGUGGAGUGUGUGGAAGGUGUGCAGUUUGGAUCCCACAAGACUGUUGCUCACGUUGGGCGCGUCGCCGAAUCUCAGUGACCAGCAGGGCAACACUGCCUUGCACUGGGCCAUCUUGGCAAGAAAUACCACUGCUAUUUCCACCCUUAUCUUACAGGGACAUGCAAGUUUAAAUGUUCCAAAUCACAGAGGUGACACUCCAUUGUCAAUGUUACAGUCCCAAAUUGGGUCUAUGUGGGUCAGUCAGAAGGUUUCAGAACACAUAAAAGAUCACAUUAAUAUAGCUAGUUCCAAAAAUUUUAUUAAAAGAAUAGCUAAAGAUAAGAGAUUGAAAUGGUGGUGCAUGGUUGGAACCCCAUUCAUGGCGUUUUACAUCGCCGGCGCAAUUCUCAGCACAAGUCUAUUGAUCCUCAUCAAGAUCUUCUUGCUGGUGUGUCUGUACAUUGUGAUCCAUUACGUCGGUCGUAUUUUGUACGAUGAUCGACUAAUGGCCCUCUUACCUCUCAGCAUAUAUUUGGCAACCAAAAUGUGGAUGUAUUUCACCUGGUUCAUCUACAUAAUGCAGUUCACGACUAUCAUAACGACAGUUGUGUUCGUUACGAGUUCUUUGUUACUUUGGUACUGCUUCCUUAAGUCGUGGUUGGGAGAUGCAGGCAUCAUUUCCACAUCUCAACAGUUACAAUUCAGGACAAUCAUCGAUUUGGCGGAGAAAGGGCCGGGAGGCUUCGAGCCGUCGACAUUCUGUUCCGCCUGCUUGGUACGCCGUCCGUUGCGUUCGAAACACUGCUCCGUCUGCAACCAUUGCGUAGCCCGUUUCGACCAUCACUGUCCUUGGGUUGCAAACUGCAUUGGAGCGAAAAAUCACAAGCAUUUCAUCGGUUUCCUGGCCAGUCUUGUGCUGAUGUGCUCGCAAAUGCUGUACGGUUCGGUGCAGUUCUGGCAAAACGAGCCGUCGUGUAAUGUGACAUCAGGUGAGGGUUUCUUUCAGAUGAUGGUGGCAAUCAGCCAGUGCGACACGUGGGUCGCCUGGGUGGCUCUAAACGCUCUCUUCCACUGCAUCUGGGUCUUCAUGCUAUUCGUCUGUCAGAUGUACCAGAUCACUUGCUUAGGAAUGACGACGAACGAGCGAAUGAACAAAGGUCGUUACACCCACUUUAUAGCGAACAACGGUAAAAGUCCAUUUUCCAAGGGUCCGAUCCAGAAUCUGGUGGAGUUUUUCGAGUGCGGCUGUUUCGGUUUGUUUAAACCGGAGGCACGGGACUGGCUAACCAGUUUCGAUCUCGACAAGAACAUCGAGAGGCAGCCGCUGCUUAGGCACAAGGAGAAUUAUCAGUAUGUGUGAGGUCACAAGAGGUACGCAAGUCUGAUGAUGAGAGAGAAAACGUUCUGAUUCGUCGAGGUUUCGAGGUCGGUUAGGAAAUAUGUGGUCGAUUAUUUCGGGUAAAAGAUUUAUCAAAAUACAGGAUAAAUAUUCCGGAUAUAUAAUAGUUAACUGCAGAUUGAAAGGAAGAGCAGAAUACUCUGGAUUACUGAAAAUAGAACAUAAUUAUAUGUUUUGGAUAAAUAUAACAAUAGAAAAUGGAUUGAAUCUUAAAAUAUAAAUGAAAUAUAUUUUUAUAAGAUUUUUGUUUUUUAUAAAGUUAUAUUAAAUUACACUUUUUAUUAUAAUUUUAUAUUUAUUUUUUAUAUAUCUACAAUUUGGAUUGUAUACAAAUUAUAUAUCUUAAAUAUUACCUGUACUAAAUCUGUAUAUACAAAAAUUUAUAAGUAUUAUAAAACAAUUUUUAGCAAAACAUGUAUGUGCGGAUUGCGCCACAUAAUUUAUAACUGACCAUUAAGUAGAUAAGUGGCCUAAAUGAAACUAAUCAAAAUAAUUGCUUUUAUACCAGCACAGUUAUAGAAAAAUGCAUAUUCUGAUAAUUGUGGAGUUGAAAAUAGGAAACUCCGUUUAUCAACAAUGGUACAAAAAUUGAAUUCACAACUUUAAAUAUAUCAAGAAUAUUAUUAAUAAUUGUUUUAUUAUUAUUUUAAACUAAACAUUUGGGUAACUUUUACUAUGGAUUGUUUAAAUUUUUAUUGAAAUGACUGCACUAAUAAAUCAGAAAAAUAAUAACUAACAAACAAUUAAAUAUUAAUUAUGUAUAAAACUGCAAUUAUUAGAACGUUUUGAUAUUAAUCCAAAGAAAGGACUGACAUUUAAAACUAUAUUAAUUAAAGUACACUUGUGAUUCUAAAUUAGUUUAGCUCUCUUAGAUAAUACAUUCCAAGUAAAGCAUUUUUUAAAUGUUUAAAUUUUCCUUAAUACCUUCUUUUAAUCAUGACUGUUUUAUUAUGUAAGGUUUAAACAAAAUGUUCUAAAUGUAUAUUUGUAAAUUUUACAUAGGUUCGUUUAUUUUCAAAUAUCAAUGUGUAAAAAAUCCGCUUUUUAAAUCUAGUCAAUUGUACUUAAGCACUGUACAUAAAACACUGUAUAUUUAAUUAUGUAUUUCCACGAUUUAUGUACACCUAACACCAAUUUAUCAUAUAGGUCUUCCAUUUUUUAAAGUGGAUUAUGAAAUUGGUCUUUGAACGCAGAACAAAUUAAACCAAAUAAUGUUAUUAAUCGACAAUAACAAAAAGGCCAGUAAACAAAACUCGUCAGCUUUACUUCCGAUUUUUAGUAUAUAAAAAAGACAACAACGAAGACGCAAUAAGGAACUGGACCAGUUUCUGCUAAAUCAGCAACUAUUCGCUUUGUGUCGCACUUUUCAAUGUUUGCUUCAAAGCGAUCAUUUUGUAAAAUAUGUGUCAUCACAUUUACUAUAUAGUUUCCACAAAAAUACUAGGAGAAACACCAUGUAAUUUAUUUGUAAUAAAUAUUGUAUAUAUACGAUUAAAUGUUUAAAUAAUGCUAA